Molecule: messenger RNA, 555 nt
Organism: Vigna radiata var. radiata (mung bean)
Lineage: Eukaryota; Viridiplantae; Streptophyta; Magnoliopsida; Fabales; Fabaceae
Product: ras-related protein RABA2a-like
Exons: 3
Coding region: 1-555 (184 amino acids)
Cellular component (GO): endosome
Molecular function (GO): GTP binding; GTPase activity
Source: RefSeq, a predicted model, not a curated record
AUGAAGAGUUUUUAUUUUACCUAUACCGACGAUUCUCCCUUUGGUGCUAUCACCAUACGUGACAUGACCAGACCAACCACAUUUGAAAAUGUCAGCCGAUGGCUCAAGGAGCUCAAGGAUCAUGCCGAUGCCAACAUCGUCAUCAUGCUCAUCACUAACAAGACAGAUAUGAAGCAUCUCAGAGUUGUUGCCACCGAAGAUGCCCAAGGUUAUCCUGAGAAGGAAGGUUUCUCUUUCAUCGAGACAUUUGUUCUUGAAGCUACUAAUGUCAAAAAGGCUUUCCAGACCAUUCUCUCCGAGAUCUACCGCAUAAUCAGUAAGAAAUCACUUUCCUCCACUCCUCACCCUGCAUCUUCCACUAUUAAAGAAGACAAGACCAUCACAGUUCGCGAUUCCCAAUCCACCACCACAACCACCCCUUGUUGUACUUCCUCCUGCAUAUGCUGGUUCAGAUACAAAUUCUGGCUGGUGACAAAAUUCGACAAGGUCACCACCCUAGGUCGGAAUCCCAAUUCGAAAUUGACGGUGGAAAGUGAUAAAGACGAAGGAGGAUGA